Messenger RNA from Ochlerotatus camptorhynchus, 1112 nucleotides. RefSeq names its product mitochondrial amidoxime reducing component 2-like. The record is from RefSeq and is a predicted model, not a curated record. The coding region runs from base 103 to 1083 and encodes 326 amino acids. NCBI's taxonomy places the organism in Eukaryota, Metazoa, Arthropoda, Insecta, Diptera, Culicidae. The transcript has 3 exons. Gene Ontology annotation, molecular function: catalytic activity; pyridoxal phosphate binding; molybdenum ion binding.
UGCGAAUUCUGAUUAAACACCUUCUGAUGUGCGUUGACUUUUGUCCAUCGGUCACGUCGCAUUCAGUCACUUCCAGACUGCAGCAUACACAGAUAGACAGAGAUGUUCUCCAAAUUGAUUGAGGAAUUAAGUGGGUCGAGUCCGUCCAAACAGGCCCUGCUGGUGGCAGCCGGAGUCGGAACGGUUGCCGUUGGUGCCGCCGGUGCCUACUACAUCAAGAAACGGAUUAACAAUACUCCACCGAAGCAAUGGCGCCGGGUCGGAGAGAUCAACGAGAUCUACGUGUACCCGAUCAAGUCCUGCGCUCCGAUUCGGAUGAGUCGGGUAAGCUGCGUGGACCUAGGACCGAAGCGGAAUCUGCUACGCGAUAGGAUCUUCAUGGUGGUGAACGCCGAUGGGAAGUUGGUAAUGGCGAGGCAGAAGCCAAAGAUGGUACUGAUCCAGCCGCAGUUCGACGACGGCUACCAGAAGAUGACCCUUUCGGCACCGGGCAUGGAUGGCAUUACGAUUUUGGUGGGGGAAUUGUUCAAACAGGAGUCGGUGAAGGCCGUGGUUUGGGGUGAAACGGUACCGACUGUCGAUUGUGGGGAUGAAGUUGCCAAGUGGUUAUCGACCUACCUACUGGACAAGGCCGAUGGUUACCGAUUGAGAUUCUACCCGUUGGAUAAGACUUCCCGCAAGAAGAGUGAUGAAGACACGGGUUCCCUCCAUGAUGAAACCAGCUACAUGUUGUUCAACACGGCCACGGUGGAGGAUUUGAACACCCGUCUGGACCAGAAGGUCACCGCGCUGCAGUUUAGACCGAACUUUGUGGUCAAAGGGCCAUCGGCCUAUGCCGAGGACGACUGGCGGUGGGUGAAAAUCGGAAGUACGGUGUUCAAGUACGUAAAUCCCUGCUUGAGAUGCGUGUUCACCAACAUCGAUCCGGAGAAGGGAACCAGCAGUGCGGAUGGACAGCCGCUGAAGACGCUGAAGAGCUAUCGCAGAAUACCGGAACUUGGGGAGUCACCUGCUUUCGGAAUUUACCUUGGUGUGAGGCUUCCGGGAGAGGUCAGUCUGGGUGAUCCAGUGUACUACGGGUAGAUUAUUUGUUUUGUUCGGAUUCGGAUACC